Molecule: messenger RNA, 1760 nt
Organism: Xiphias gladius (swordfish)
Lineage: Eukaryota; Metazoa; Chordata; Actinopteri; Istiophoriformes; Xiphiidae
Product: heat shock protein 30-like
Exons: 1
Coding region: 1032-1655 (207 amino acids)
Biological process (GO): response to heat; protein refolding
Molecular function (GO): protein folding chaperone
Source: RefSeq, a predicted model, not a curated record
GUCCGGUAGAUGAGGAACGCCGCGAGCACGGACGCCAUCGCUAUCACAGCCAGAGCCACGGCGGGGCCGUGCCGUCCUAUCAUGCAGAAGAGCGAGGCCAGGUCCAUGCGUCUCUCCAGGGCCACGGCGUUGCUGUUUUGAAGCGGCAUUGCAACCUGUGGUGUAAAUAACCACCCCCCUCCCUGGCGUCUGUAUUUAUGUGCGCAUGAGGGCCCGACUGGCCUGACUGCGGCUGCUGCAGGCUGCUGCCGGGGGGCUCCGCGCUCCGCGCCGCGUUUCGAGGCGCAGCGACCACUCGCUGUUGCCGCAGAGCUGCGAAGGGCAGCGAGUGCGAAGCUGUUCGGCGGCUGGACUGGGUCACGGGGACUCGGCAUCCAUUCAUAAAAAAAGGGGGGUGGGGGGUGUGCGUUUGCAGACGUUCACGGUGCAGCUCGCGGGAAUGAAUCAGGUAUCAGCGUAUUACAUGACACUGACGGGAUUUGGGCCCCACGUGAAACCAGUGAAUCCCGGUCUGAUAAGAAACCCCGGCUUGAGUGGCUUGGCUCCUUCAAAAGCAGGGCAAACGUUCACUAACCAGGAUGUUUGCGUCCCUGCAUGAGGACAAAGGGUUUAUUUAAGAAACAUUUGGUGAAAUAAUAGAACAAAUGUAGGGGGGAGCAGUGGCGGGUAGACUAAACCCGCUGUGGUCCUCUUGGACUGAACAAAACAUUACCUCCACUUACACAUUCAAAAACCGCACUCCCUUGUAGCUCCAGCCCCCAAUGUGAGAUCUGUCAAAGUGAACAUUUCCUGAACACACAGGAGUGAUCCAGCAACAUCAACAGUCCCGAGUAACAGCUCCACCCAGUGGAGGGCUGUGGUGACGACAGGAAAGUUCCCGAAGACUCUGGACCUCUUCCAGUUAGAAUAUAAGAGCUGGGACAGUCCCACUGCUGAGACAGAAAGCAACAGCAGCAACACAGAAGAGAGCUGACGCCUCAACAGCGUUUCAUCUCACAACCAGAGGACCCAACACUAAACACACACUGAAGAUGCUGUGCUCUCAUGGAUUCCAGUCCGGCCUCAGGCCAUUCACGGACUUCUACUGGCCCGUACGCAGUCUGUGGCCAGAGGUCAAACCUCUGCUCCACCGGCAGCAUCUACUGCAGAGGCACCUACAGGAGCUGCGCAGCGGUCUGGAGCUGAUGGACAAACUUCAACACGAGAUCCUGGAGGAGACGGAGCCUUUCCAAACCGGUGUGGCCGCGCAGCCAGUCUCCUGCCAGCUGGAGAAAGAGGGAGAGCACUUUGGACUGACCCUGGACGCUCAAGGAUUUUCCCCAGAGGAGCUGUCUGUCAGGCAGGUGGGCAGGAAGCUGAGAGUCAGCGGGAAGACAGAGAAGAAGCAGGAGGACGGGAAAGGCUCCUACUCUUACAGACUCCAGGAGUUCAGACGGGAGUUGGAUCUGCCCCAAGGGCUGAACCCUGAAGCCGUCACCUGCUGCCUGGCUCCGGACGGGAAGCUCCACAUCCAGGCAGCCAGAGCUCCGUGUGCGGAGGAGGCUGAGAGAGAGCUGACUAUCAAGAGGAGCUUGGAGGAGAAAACACAGCAGAGUGUGUGUUCACACACAGAGACAGACAACAACACACAGGACAAACCUGGACACAUGGACUGAUCACAGUGUUGUUGUGGAAAUCUAUAAUAAAUAUGUUUUCUACAAGUGUUAGAUAUUUAAAUAUGGUUUCUGUAUUUUACAAGUGGGUAUGAUAAAUACAUGUUU